This is a messenger RNA of Sarcophilus harrisii (Tasmanian devil), 8829 nucleotides long. RefSeq names its product zinc finger and BTB domain containing 8B (gene ZBTB8B). The record is from RefSeq and is a predicted model, not a curated record. Bases 707 to 2173 code for a protein of 488 amino acids. NCBI's taxonomy places the organism in Eukaryota, Metazoa, Chordata, Mammalia, Dasyuromorphia, Dasyuridae. Gene Ontology annotation, biological process: regulation of transcription by RNA polymerase II. Gene Ontology annotation, molecular function: RNA polymerase II cis-regulatory region sequence-specific DNA binding; DNA-binding transcription factor activity, RNA polymerase II-specific; protein binding. The transcript has 4 exons.
CUAGGGCAUGCACCUCCUAUAUAGAGAAUAAGAGAUAAUUUGCACACUGUCUACGGAGUUGAAUGCACACUCCCUGGUGCAAUUGUGAGUUCUCGCAAGCUUCUCCUUCUUACAGACAUGCAUCGGGCAGGUGCUGAAGGAAAUUCUUUGAACUGGAUCAGACUGGGGUGAGAUGGGUACACCGUGUUUCUUUCUAGGCCUGCUUGAAUGAAUAUCUAUCACAUAAUGUCACGCUGUCCAGACCAAGAUGAAGGCCAGCCAUGUUACAGGUGGCGCAUGUGAAAUGCUGGGCACUGAGAGACAGGAGCAUCACUUCGUCCCUGGCUCGGAUCCUUAAUCUCACUGCAUCCUGGGAUUUGCAGUCCAGUCCUCGAACCUGUAUCCCGAAAACGAAGGUGGAAACCACAACUCCCAGCAGCCCUCUUACCUAGGGCACCUUCCGAGCGCAUCUUCUUCGCUGGAGGCCAAGAAAGGGACAGCGACCUAGGCGAACGGACUGACCAGAGAUCCCGCCUUCCGGAGCCUAGCGGCGCUGUGUGAUUGGCUGGAACCUGGGGGGGGGGGGAGGAGAGGGAGCGCCGAUGGCAGGAGGGGGGCGUGUCUGCGCCUGCGGUUCGGUGGUGGCGCGGCCGGGGCCGGCUCUGAGGGAUCACAGGCAACUUCUUUAGUAGCAUCAGCAACAGCUGUAGCUGUGGCUAUAGCAGAAAUGGAGAUGCAGUCCUAUUACACGAAGCUCUUGGGAGAGCUGAAUGAACAACGCAAGAGGGACUUCUUCUGUGACUGUAGCAUCAUUGUGGAAGGACGAAUCUUCAAAGCCCAUAGGAACAUUCUCUUUGCCAACAGCGGAUACUUUCGAGCUUUGCUGAUCCACUAUAUUCAGGACAGUGGGCGGCAUAGCACAGCCUCUUUGGAUAUUGUUACUUCUGAAGCCUUCUCUACUAUUCUGGAUUUCCUCUAUUCUGGAAAAUUGGAUCUGUGUGGGGAAAAUGUAAUUGAGGUCAUGUCAGCUGCCAGCUAUCUACAGAUGACAGAUGUAGUGAACUUCUGCAAGACUUAUAUUCGUUCCUCACUUGACAUCUGCCGGAAGAUGGAGAAGGAAGCUGCGGCAGCAGUGGCCGCUGCAGCCGCUGCUGCAGCUGCUCACCAGACUGAUGGUGGGAAUUCUGCAUGUGGCCGAGAGAUGACUUCUUGUGGUCCCAAAAGCCAAUGUCCCAUCUUGGUGCCCCUGCCAGAAGAAAGAGAAGAAGUUGGAGACUGUUCCAAAGAUGCCUCUUGUGAGGAUUGUACCAGCUGUCACCCACUGGAACUAGUGGUGAAAUGUCCUCCCACUAGUGAUUCUGUGGAUGACUUCCCUUCUCUGCCCAAAGGGUCCGAGCCCAAAGUGGAGUUUGAUUCUGAGGAAGUGGAGGUUGAAGUUGAAGUUGGUGACCGGCUGCAGCAGUAUUCAGCCCCACUGGCCCUGGAACCCUUGGAGGGGGGUCUGCCUGGGAGCCAGGCCUUGGAUCUGGCCUGUAAUAAUUACCACAUGAAGCAGUUUUUGGAGGCCCUCUUGCGUAAUAGUACAACCCAGAGCAAAGAGGAUGCUGCUCACUUUUCUCGAGGUUUUGAGAAUAGACCAGAGGAUGCAGGAGUGGCCAUGAACUCUAUGAUGGACAUCCCAAGUGACUGGUAUGGAGAAGAUGCAGGUGAUGUGCUGGUGGUUCCCAUCAAACUCCACAAGUGCCCUUUCUGCCCAUACACAGCCAAGCAAAAGGGCAUCCUCAAACGGCACAUCCGUUCCCACACCGGUGAGAGACCCUAUCCCUGCGACACCUGUGGCAAGAGGUUCACCCGUCAGGAGCAUCUUCGGAGCCAUUCCCUGAGUGUGCAUCGCUCCAACCGACCGAUCAUUUGCAAGGGGUGCCGGCGAACCUUCACAAGCAGCCUGUCCCAGGGGCUGCGGCGGUUUGGUUUAUGUGAUAGCUGCACGUGCAUUACGAAUCCCCAGGAUGACCCAGCGCCCGUCAGCCUGAGCCAGGUGGAGACGCCCUCAGAGGCUCAGGAGAAGGGCGAUCCGGACAGCGACUGGCCCAUAUAUGUAGAGUCCGGAGAAGAAAAUGACCCCGCGGGGGAUGAUGCUGACGACAAGCAGCAGCUGCAUCGGAGCCUUCUGGACAGAGCGACACUGAUGUAGCAAGAAGCAGGGAGGAGGAGGAUUGUUAGACCCCCCCCUCGCGACCGGGCAUCCUGGGAUGGUUCAAAACCACCCAUGGACUCAGUCUGAUGGAACCUCAAGAGGAUUUUUUUUAAAAGAAUGACUCCCUUUACAUUUUUGAUAAACACUAGGCAGGGGGUUGGUUUUUGUGAUUCUGAAAUGUUUUUUCACUUCUCAGUGCUGUGCACUCUAAUUUUGAGGUAUUUGUCAGCCACUUCCUCCUUCUGGUCAGACUGUGGCUGUUUUUCAGAUCUCUUUUUUCACUGCUGUAUUUUGGAAAUGCGACUAGGAGAGAAGGUGAUUCUCCUAGGAGGUAGGAAAGAGUUUUCUUAUUUGUUUUCUUAUCUCCCAGAACCUCUGACCCUUCCUCUCUUAUAUAUACAUGUGGACACACUUACACCGGGUCUCUUUCCCCCCCUUUCCCCCUAAUUAGUACACUUUUUCUGAGAAGAGAUGGCUAAGGGGACAUUUUGCUUUGGACUUCAUUUGGAUUUUAGCCAAACUGUUCAGAUGUGACUUCCUUUUUUCUGAUGCCUCCAUCAAAUAGAAGUACUUCAAUUCAGACACUACAAAUUCUAAAUUUUGUUUUAGAUAGAGGGUUAAAAUGAUCAGUUAAUUCUGGAAACCAGUAGAACACUUGAAUGUAAAAUCAGAUGUCUGUCCAUAGUGAUGGAUGAGGAAGCAUGUGCCAUCUAAAUCUCCUCCCAACUCCAAGAUUCUAGGGUUCUGUGAUUCCAAGAUUUGAAGGUUCUAAAAUGCCACCAUGUUAAGGCCCUAGUAUUCCAUUUUCCCAAAGUUCCAGGAGAAUCUAAAAUUCUAGGACUCAGAUUCUAUAAUAUGGUGAUUAGCUAGGCAAACAUGAAAAACAUAAUAAAUACUAAUACACAGAAAGCAGUUUUCAAGAACAAAUCAAAGGGCUCUUCUACUCUCUCUAAGGAUAAAUUAGAAAAUAAGCCUUAUAGAGAGAUCAGCAGAGGGCCUGCAGUCAGUCUUUCACAGAAUUUAAACCUGAAUGGGAUUUUAAAAAUCAUCAGUUCCAAACCCUUCGUUUUGCAGAUUAAGAAACAGGCUUUAAAAGGCUAAGUUAUUUGCCCAAAUCACAAAACUAAUCAGUGAUAAAUCACACAACUUUCAGCCUUUGAUAUUUAGUGGCACCAUGCACAUAGCACAUAUUUUGUAAUUCUGAAACACAAAGGAUCAUAGAUUUAGAGUCCAUUUUAUUGAUCAAGAAUAGAAACUACCAGAGACUGACUAUAAAUUACACAAAGUUACCAGAGGUUCAAACCCAAAGGUUCUUGACUCAAAACCUAGCUUUCUUCCCUUUGAAUUGUGUGCCAUUCAGGCUAUUGUCCCAGGAGCCAAGAUAAUAACCUGAUUUCCCUUUCUAACUUCUAUUUCAAGGCUCUGUUGCUAUGUAAGCAUAGAAAUAUAGCUGAACAGAAAUUUCAUGGGUUUUACUUAAAUACAAAAUGUUAAAACCAAAGUAUAAACUUUAAAAAAGCAAGUUUUAGUGCCAACACAGGCCAGUAGUAAUUGAGAUUUUCAAAGGUUCCACAAGGGAGAUAGGGUAGUGCCCAGGGAGAAGAGAAAUGUUUGUGAGAGCCCAGGUACUCGGCUACCCUCUUUGCAAUCUUCUUGGUUAUUCUGGUGAAUGUGGCUGUUUAAAGGAUUAAGGAAAUCUUGGGUGAUAAGGCCUUUUUUAAUAAUUGGGUCCCCUGGUUAAAUUUACAUUGUGGCCUCAUUGUCUGCCUUUUCUUGAGGUACAAAUGUGUUCUCCUGAAGGUAGUAUACUUACUUUGUUUUCUGCCUCUUGAGUAAAAAAAACUAACUAACUAUAUGCCUUAUGGAAUUAGCUAGGGGUCUAGAAAUGAUUUAUGGCUAAAUUACUUUGAACUACAAGUUACUACAAAGAGGUUAAUAUGAUAUGGGCUUAAAUAGCUAGCCAAAGAGAGAGCCAGAGUUAUGGCUGUUGGAAGAAAGUUUAUAGUUGUUGGAGUGAGGUUUGCUAUUAAAAAAUGAACCAAUUCUAGAAACAUUUUCCUUGAUAUAAAAAAAUAAGAGACAAGUCUUCCCUGUUGUUUUAAAGGAAUAUUUUAGUAAGACAGAAGCUCUAAACACGUGGUGGUUGGAGGGAUACAAAGAAAGCAGUUUUCAAUGUUGAAACUUAAGAGUAACCUCUCUUUAAAUGUUUGAGACUUUUCUACCUUCACAUUCCAGUUUUUGUGCCGUUAUUGGCCUGUAAUAAGAUCACAAUCCUAUUUGAGAUCUUAGAACCUUAGAAUCUGUAUUCCUGAGCAUAAAGACAUAAAUGCGCAAUGGGGACUUCUCUGUAAGAUCCAAUAGGAUGGAUAUGCUAGAAAAGGAAGAAUGUCAGCAUUUCAUUCUUUUUAAUAUCCUGAAUUCCACCUUCAGAAUCAGAAUGCUUCACAGACCCUCCCCAAUUCUACUCCAAAGCUUUGGAAACUGGUUGGCUCCUCUUUUUGCAAAGAUACAGAUGGUAGGUAACUACCCCAAGGCGAUAGUUCAUUUCACGUAAAGAAAUAGAAUUGAAGAAAUCCUGGCUUUGAGGUGUGUUCUCAGACCAGUAAAUGGACCAUUACUGAAUUUGAAAGCAGAAUAGUAAGAGAAAAUGAGAUGUGAAAUUUCAUUCUUGAAACAUUUCCCUAGGACAGAGAUUUUUUCCACAAUAAUGUUUCAGCUUGUUAUGAUCACAGAUGGCCCAUUAUUUCCCCUUCAUCUCAAUUCUGGAGAGCAGUAUUCUCACUAAAAGUACUGGCAUUUGUAAUUAUGCUCAGCUCACUGGGUUCUGUCAUCUUGCUGGAGGAGGUGUGUUUUUUUUAAUCUUCAAUAUCAGUUCAUAAAGUAAAUGUCUAUUUAUUUUAAAUUACUGUUCACAUUAUAUUAGGAGAUAUUUCUGAGCAUUUGUUAUUGCCUUUAAACUGUCAUUCAAUGGAGUUGAUAAUGGCUUAUAAGCAGUAAAUUCACAACUGUGCCAACGUAGGCCCAUAGCAAUUGAGAUUUUUGUGUUCCAGAGGGUAGUCUUGAUGACCCCUUUUCCUUCUGUUUAGUUCAAGUUCACAAAGAAACUUUUUGAAAGACUUUAAUAGUAGAAAUGGUGGGCAGAGGAGAAAAAGAAGGGUUUGUGUGUGUAAUGAAAUUUGAAAUGGGAUUCAUGGAGAGUGGAAAUUCAUGGGGACAGGCCUUCCCAGUGAUGGGUGUGGGGUGGGUGUGUUUGGAAUGUAAAUACAGAUUAGUUGUACUAGACUAAAGAAUUCUACUGUCUGGUUCUUUGGCCAAAAGAUGCUGCUAUGUGUAAAUAUUUGAGUGAUCAUUAGACAGUGAACUUCCCUAGUGAGAUGGUGAUCCAUAGUCCAUAGUUGCAGUGUAGCAUGAAAAUUUCUGACCUUUUUAGAUCUUGUCAAGCUGACCAUAGUGAACCUCCUGGAAAAGUGAUGCAGUCAUAUCAGACUCACAAGGAAGGAAGGGAAGAGGCAGAAAGGCCUAAAUAUGGUGGAACUGAAACCAGAGACAGGAAAAAACCUAUCAGACUACUCAGAUGGCUUCAUUUGGGCCUUGAGAUUUCCUUGUGUACAGAGAGCAGGACCAUCCUUCUGAAAUGCUGGGCCCCCUAAAGCUUGGGUUAAGAGAAACAUUACCCAUGAGUACUAACCCAAGAAUGCUAUAGCUUAGCUUCCUGGGGACCUUGCAUUUUUCCUGCAAAGGCCGUCAUCCCUUUAGAAAAGGACACACUUUAUUAUCUGGUUUGGCCCAGUGCAUGUUUGCAUUGAUUUGUUUCUUCUGUUGUUUGGUCAGUCUACCAAGUUCUCUUGCUCCUAGCCAAAUUCUAUUGUAUCUCCUUAAAACUAGAAAAAAAGAAUCCUUGUUCUCACAUGGCUUUUUGAGGAAGUAGGCCUGGAGAAUUGGUGAGGUGAUUUGUGUCUCAUGUAGCCCUUGUUCUAAGAUGGCUAAGAAAACCCUUUCAACUCAAAUCCUGGGGCUAUUUAUAAAAAGCUGAGAAUAGUAUUAUCUGUAGUACUCCCUACCUUCCAGGGUUGCUGUGAGCAAGAUGAUUUUCACAUUGUAAAGACUGUAAACCUAUUAUGCCUAUUAUUACUAUUAUGAUUACCAUUGUUUUCACCAAUAACAUUGUAGAAAUGAAUUUUUUGUUGAUUCAAGGCUUUUAAUGACCUGAUAGCCCUGAAUAAUCAUAAAAUAUUGCACACUUAGUUACAGAAUGUCAGAGCUGGUAGCUUGUAGUUGUUUAUUGAUCUGUCAUGUCCACUUCUUCCUAACUUCAUUGGGCUUUUCUUGGUAAAGAUAAUUUGCUAUUUCCUUCUCCAGGUCAUUUUAUAAAGAAGCUCAGGCAAAUGGAGUUAGGUGACUAUCUCAAAGAUCACACAGCUACUAAGUCUCUGAGGCUGGAUUUGAACUCAUGAACUUGAGUUUUCCUAACUCCAGGCCUGGCACUCUGUGCACUGCACACCUAGCUGGAGUCAUGUAGAUUAUAUCUAUCACUAGAAGGGAAAUCAGAGAUCGAGAAGGGAAGGGUCUGUCACACUGUCACACAAAGUUACACAGUCCCAGCUCUAGAAUCUGUGUCUUAUGUGUACUAGUCUAAAGUUUCCUAUUACAUUGUGCAGUUAUCAGAUAAGUACAUCAGUGAACUAUUUUGGGAGGAGGCCAGCUGCUGGGCAGAGGAAAGUAUGACUGGGGCCCCAUAUGAGUAUAUGUUGGUAUUGGACAUGGGAUGGGUCAGUUUUAAAGUUGGACAAGGAAAGGGGAUGUGAAGAAUCAAAUAGUAAUAGCUUACAUUUCUAUAACACUUUGAGAUUUCAUUGGGCUUUCCUUAUACUGUCCUAUGAGUUAGGUGGUGAAAGUGUUUUUGGUUUUGGUUUUGGAUGGAACAUCUAUAUCACUGAUAUAGAGAUCAGCACCUGCUCUGUGAUUUAUACAUUUAGAGAGAUACCCCGGGGUAUCAGGAGGGUAAGUGACUUGCCCAAGAUCAAACAGACAUUAUCUAUUAGAGGCAGUAUUUAACUCAAGUCUUCCUGACUUCCAAGUGGGAAUUCUGGCUCCUCUCCCAAACUGCCUGUGGUGAAAGUAUCUUUAUCUCUUUUCAGAGAUGAGGGAACUGAAGUCCAAAAAGAGGAAGUGCCUUGGCUAGUGUCACUCCUUUAGUGGAAUCAGAGCGGAGACUUAAAAAAAAAUUCUAACAUCAAUGUUUCUGCCAUUGUGCCACACUAUGCCUUCAGUACUAAGGAAGUUUAUUUAGUUCUGCUGUGUUUUUGUUCCCAAACAGAUCAGCACUCAGCAAAGUCCAGGCUUUGAAUGAAAGAGGAACAUUAGAACCAAUGCAAGCCAUUUACUUUAAAUAAGUAUUAGGGAUUGUUGUUUGCAUGUGUUCAUGGUCUUGGUCUCAAAAGGCCCCUUGGAAGUAAUAGUGAAACAAGAAACUCAAAAUUUUCCUUAUGGCAUUAUAGGAAGAAUCCAGUAUUCAUUGAGAGAUAUUAAGUGUGUAUGAUUCAAGAGGUGGGUGGGGCUGUCUCAUUUGAAGCUAAGAAAAAAUGAGCAGACAUAUCUUCCAUUUUAUUUUGGUGUUCAAAGUAAAAAUGAAUCUCUAAUGUUUGGAGUCGUAGCGCAUUUGAGUGACAGCAUCUUCAACAGCAUCCUUUCUCUAAAAUUUUGCUAGAAGGCCUUUAUAGUAGUUGCUUUGACUAUCAGUAAAAAAAUACUUACUCCUCCUUCCUCUCUCCUCAAGCAGCAUUCCAGUGUUAAAAGAAGGCUUUAUCUAUUUUGAGAUGAAAUUGAAUCUAAGGCCUGGAAGAGUCCAAAUUAGCAUCUCAUGUAGUAAAUGAACAUGGGAACAAAAGAAGAUGAUUCUUAAGGUACCAUUAUUCCUGCUUGGUUUAUGUUGAAUCAAAGAAUGAGGCUGGAACAUAAAGCUUAAAUGAGAACAUCUCCAGCAUUUGUCAAUAAAAAGAUUUUUCUUAUUUGGCAGUUAUUCUCAAAAGCCAAUGCAGGUAUAGGAAUAUCCUGUCCCUUCUAGUACUGGACAUUUAACUCAAGUUGGUCACUGGAAACCUUGGGCUGAGGAAGCAACUCAAACAUUUUUGACAGGAUCAUAGGUUUAGAAUUGCCAGGAAUCUUCGAGCUCACUUACAAGGGAGCCCCUUGAGUAACAUGUGAGAAAACUGGGGUCCAAAAAUGUGAACAACUCAUCCAAGAUUAUACAGGCAUUAAAUGGCAGAGAAAGGAUUUGAAUUCGGGUCUUUUGACUCCAAAUCAAAUACCUUUUUUUUUUUUUUUAAAUCAGGAUCAUGCUGCUUUUAUGAUAAGGUUGUACGUCCAUUAUAAACAAGUUCCAUGGGAAAGUUGUAAGACUCUGCAGUAAUGCAGUGCUGCUCAUCACUGAUGGACAAUGUUGUUUUAGACAACUGCUGUCUAACAUUCUGCCUUAGGAGCAUUUUCUUAGUGCUCCACCAGAGGUUGUUAUUUGUCCUUUACUCUCUAAGAGGACCUUGACUUCAGGGAGGUGAUACCAUGACAUGAAAGUAAAUUGGAUUUAAGUGAGGGAGGGCUGGGUAAGGUCACCUGCCUCACUUUUCCCUUCAGAGCCAUCUAGGUCCAGUGGCUAG